This is a messenger RNA of Triplophysa dalaica, 3690 nucleotides long. It is a transcript of the gene snx17, whose product is annotated as sorting nexin 17. Gene Ontology annotation, molecular function: phosphatidylinositol binding. Gene Ontology annotation, cellular component: early endosome. Bases 649 to 2070 code for a protein of 473 amino acids. Gene Ontology annotation, biological process: intracellular protein transport; signal transduction. NCBI's taxonomy places the organism in Eukaryota, Metazoa, Chordata, Actinopteri, Cypriniformes, Nemacheilidae. The transcript is spliced from 15 exons. The record is from RefSeq and is a predicted model, not a curated record.
CUUCAAGAGAGAGCAGCAGAGAUACAUAUUGAACACAUUAUAGCAGAGCGGCUUGUUCUGUAGGACUGUAAGGCUUCGCUACGCAACAAUGUAAAUCAAAUAUAACACCUUAAAUACGAGCACUGCGUCGGUAUCUCGGAAUGCACGCUGCGAAAAAACAUUUUUUUGUUUGUUUUGUCUCCAUACUCGUCCGUAUGUACCAGUGCAGGCAGAAACGGGGGCUUCGGACAAACGCGGACCACCUUUACGUGGGGUAAUCUGAAAGUUAAUUGGAUCGCGGGCCUUGCGACGACACUUUGCGUUUUGCAGACCUCAUCCCCACAUUCUUUUACACUGCGGGAGGAAGUGAGAGGACUGGCGACACGGGCUGAUAAAAUACCGACAAUGAACGUGGAAUUACCUCCAGUUGCAACAUGGCUGCUGCUUAGAUGUUUAUUGGAAAAGUUCAGCCCCGAACAUUAGGAAAGUUUGCGAAAAGGGAACUUUUGUGGCAUAAUUCAUCUCUGAUUUGCACCAGGCUGGAUACGACCACAACGUAGGAAAGUGAAGAUCCUGCGUCAGUCAGCCUGGACCCUGCGUGACACUGAACUAACACCGAGGACUUUCUCUGAAUAUUCUCGCUUUUAAACUUUUGAUCGCACAGUAAGAAUGCAUUUCUCUAUCCCUGAGACGGAGGUCCGGUCCGAUGAAAACGGAUCUACAUAUGUGGCUUACAAUAUCCACGUCAAUGGCGUCUUGCAUUGUCGUGUACGUUACAGCCAACUUCUAGGCCUCCAUGAACAGAUAAAAAAAGAAUACGGAAACAACGUGGUGCCGACGUUUCCGCCAAAGAAGAUCUUCACCCUCACACCAGCAGAAGUCGAUCAGAGGAGAGAACAGUUAGAAAAAUACAUGCAAGCUGUUCGCCAGGACCCUAUUUUGGGAGCCAGUGAGAUGUUUAACAGCUUCUUAAGAAAAGCUCAACAGGAGACACAGCAGAUCCCCACUGAGGAGGUGCAGCUGGAAAUCUACCUGUCCAAUGGCCAGAAAGUCAAAAUCAAUAUCCUCACAUCUGAUCAAACCGAAGACGUUCUCGAGGCUGUGGCUUCAAAUCUGGACCUCCCUGAUGAGCUGGUGGGAUACUUCAACCUCUUUCUGGUUCAGGAGAGGGGGGAUGGGGGCUGCACAUACGUGAGGAAACUGCAAGAAUUUGAGCUCCCCUACGUGUCCGUCACCAGCUUGCACAGUCCUGACUACCGCAUCGUCCUCCGCAAAAGCUACUGGGACACAGCAUAUGACAGUGAUGUCAUGGACAACCGUGUGGGACUGAACUUGUUGUAUGCUCAGACGGUGUCUGACAUCGAGCGGGGAUGGAUCCUGGUGAACAAAGAUCAACACAGACAGCUGAAAUCCCUGCAGGAGAAGGGCUCAAAGAAGGAGUUCAUCAGAUUGGCUCAGACGCUUAAGUACUACGGCUACAUCAAGUUUGAUCCUUGCAUCACAGAUUUUCCAGAGAAGGGCUGUCACGUCAUAGUCGGGGCCGGCAACAACGAACUCAACUUUCAUGUCAAACUGCCCAACGAGCAGAUGAAAGAGGGCAGCUUCAAAGUCACACGCAUGAGAUGUUGGCGGGUCACGUCAUCUCAGGUGCCUGUGGCGAACGGUACCGCGAACCCGAGCAGUUCUACCAAAUGUGAUGUGAAACUAGAGCUGGCCUUCGAGUACUUGAUGAGCAAAGACCGUCUGCAGUGGGUCACCAUCACCAGUCAACAGGCUAUCAUGAUGAGCAUCUGUCUUCAGUCUAUGGUCGAUGAGCUUAUGGUAAAAAAAUCUGGCGGGAGCAUUAAAAAGCAGAUGCAGAAGAAACGACUGAACGGAACUGUCCAUCGAUCCGACAGUCAGCAGGCUGUAAAAUCUCCUCCAUUACUAGAUUCUCCUGAUCCCAGUCGUGAACAAGUGGUCAAACUCUCGACCAAGCUGUCAUCUGUUUCCCUGAGAGGACUCAGUUCUUCCAACUCCGCGAACGACAUCAGUGGCAAUGAUUUCCAUGGAAACUACGCCUUUGAAGGAAUCGGGGACGAUGACCUGUGAUGGAGCCGCCCUCAUAGACUGAAGGAAGGAGCGCACAUAAAAUUAGUUUCUUUGAGCCGAGUUUAGUUUAAAGCCCAGAUCUGCAGUGUUGUAACUUUUCCCUUCGUAAAAAAAUGUGUAAUUAGGGACAAUGUCAAAGUUCACAAAGCUGCCUCAGGGCAAGUUAUUACAUUCAUAAGAGACACAACAUAUAGGCAAAUGAUGGAAAAAGGCUCUAUUGAAUCACACUUCCUUAAAAGAGACGUAAAACUGUGCUUUUCCUCUUAUCUUGUCAUCGGGCAGGCAUGAAAUUAAAUUCCACCACCUCAUUUUUAGUGUAGGUGUGUCCAGCAAAUUGUAUAUUUUCCUUUUCAAAUCUAUUAAGAAGUUUAUUUAAUAGAGAUGUGGUUUGCUUCGUACCGUGCAAUGUGCCAACGUUUGCCAAAAGGGUCAUUACAACCCGUUACAAUGUAGUUCUCUGCGGCUUCCUGUUUGUUCGGGGGACGUCAUGGAACCAUCCACUCGACCCGAUGCCUGUUGCUUAUUCAUUGUGGCAUCAGUGCUUAUUCAAGAUGAGAACGCAAAUUUAGAAUGAGAGGCCUUAUGCUGAUUCAGCCUCCUUCCAGAUCAAAAUCAGCUUCUCAAAAUGAAAAUAAAUGUAGCGCCGGACACAAGUGGGCUGAAAGCUGUGUCCUGAAUCUUGCUUGUUUGUUCUCUUCGGUAGGCCCGCUGCACUAGCUGAACCCGUGUAUUUGCACAGUAUUAAGAAAGGCUGAAUUGCUCGGAUAUUUAUUGAGAAAUUGUGGAAAACAUCCUGGAACAUUCGCAAAAGGUUUGGAGGCGUGUCAUUUGAUUUUUGUGUUCGUCCGUGUUGUUAUUCAAACCAGCAUACAAGGUUCUCAUAAAUGCCAAAAUUAUAGCUCACUUAAGCAUUUUGCACAAAAAUAAAUAAAUUCAUGGUUAUGUCACUUUUAUAAAUGUACUUGCAGUUUAAAAAAGUAUUCUGAAUAUUUACUAAUCUGUAUUAUCUUUAGUAUAUUACAAACAAGUACAUUUGAUCAAAUAUAAACGAAGUUGUAUUAAAUGAUUAGAAACUAACAUUUAUCGUUGUUUACAGAAUUGUAGAAAAUUGACGAGCAGUGUUUACAAAUUCCACAUAUAAAUUUCAUUGAUCAUCAUAAUACACUUUAUAUAUUUUAUUUAGUAAAACAUCAUUCCAUUCUUUUUCUUUUACAUUUUGUAUUGUAUUAAAUACAUUGUGGCAAUCAUCUCAGAGGACUGCGAUAACAUGGUGCUUGGAAAAUGGCUGCAUCACAUUUAUGCUGGGGAUUUGACUGCAUUGAUAGUCGUGUUGAAUGAAAUUUCCAUUUCCUCCAUUCUGCAGAUGUGUACAUUCCUCCAGUGUGCACAUUGUGUUUAAUUCAAAGAUUUCUCUCCUGCUGAUCUGUUAAAAAGGUCGGCAGAUUUAUUUUUGAACUAAUGGCUGUAAUUUGCGAUUUCAAGUUACAAGCAUCAUGGUAUAAAAGGAAAAUGGUAUACUGUCUGUAUUCUUAAACGUGUACAUCUCUCAUAAAGCUCAUCAGUAUGAUUUACUUCUGUUUUUAAUCCUCAGUCACGGUAAAUAAAAGAAUGGAAAUUGCA